This is a messenger RNA of Vespa velutina, 1148 nucleotides long. RefSeq lists its product as uncharacterized. Bases 54 to 1112 code for a protein of 352 amino acids. The record is from RefSeq and is a predicted model, not a curated record. Lineage: Eukaryota; Metazoa; Arthropoda; Insecta; Hymenoptera; Vespidae. The transcript is spliced from 8 exons. Gene Ontology annotation, biological process: detection of chemical stimulus involved in sensory perception of smell; sensory perception of smell. Gene Ontology annotation, molecular function: olfactory receptor activity; odorant binding. Gene Ontology annotation, cellular component: plasma membrane.
GCAUGCGUAGGGUUGAAGAUAAUCGAAGUUGAAAAGCAACAACAGACGGCAAUAUGCUUUCGAAGGAGGAAGAUUAUAUCAAGAAUGAGUAUUACACGAUGAAUUUUCAAUUUUUUCGUUUAAUUGGAUUAAGCCAAAAGACGUCAUCUAAGAACAUAAUUCAUAUUUGUUUUAUUAAUUUCAUGCUAACUUUUGGAAUAUUCGAACAGAUUCAUUUUCUCAUCAUCUCUGAAAAAAAAAUAGUAUUGAUCGCCAAAUUACUGGAAACGACCGUGCCUGCAUUCUGCUUCGCAUCUUGCUAUUGGAAUCUAUUGUUGAAUUAUGGCUUUAUGAAGAAAAUUCUUUAUCGUAUCAAGUCUGAUUGGGAUGAUCUAGCAAACAAACCAGAACUAAUGAUACUGAAGAAAUAUGCUGAAAUUAGUAAACUUUGUACAUUAACAAUCGCAAUCUUUGUUUAUCUUUAUAUUGUAUUUUUGAUAUCUCCAUCAUUUUUAAGUGCAUUUCGAUACGUUUUUGGUGUUAUAAAUGAAACGGAAUUAUUAUUACCAGUUUCUACUGACUAUUUCCAGAAAAACCAAAUGAUUUAUUACAUCGGUCUUACAAUCGAAUAUGUAAUUAUAUUAAUCGCGGGCACGGUAGGGAUUGCUAAUUAUUCCAUGUUUGUAGUAGUAUUCCAGCAUGCUUGUGCACUUCUUUCCAUCGUCCAAUUUAUUGAUUUGAUGAAAUCGUUUUACGAAGAAAUUCAUUUGCUCGAAGAAUUCUUUGGAUUUAUAUUUAUUUUGUUAUUUCAGAUAAUUUCUUUCACUCUUAAUAUAACCGAAGGAUUAACAAAGUUAACAUAUGUUUUUGGAUCUCUUUCUGUAAUAUAUGCUUACUUUUAUCUGGCACAAAAUUUGAUAAAUCACAACGUCGACGUAUUUACAAUAUUCUGUCAAAUUCCAUUUUAUUCGUUAUCUUUGAAGACGCAAAAUUUGUUACUCUUUUUGAUAAUGAGAAGCAUGAGACCAUGCAAUUUAUCGGUGAAGGGUGCUAUUGUUGUAUCCAAUGACCUUUUUGCAACGCUCAUGCGUAAGACAUUUUCUUUUGCUAUGGUAUUUUAUAGCUUGCAAUGAUUUUGAUAAUGAAACACAUAAUAGGAUAGUUAGGGC